This is a messenger RNA of Lactuca saligna, 333 nucleotides long. The record is from the annotation of a GenBank genome assembly. NCBI's taxonomy places the organism in Eukaryota, Viridiplantae, Streptophyta, Magnoliopsida, Asterales, Asteraceae.
AUGGACCAUACUGAUCAAAAUUCUGAGUUACGGAUGAACUCUCUACUUUCAAAGCUUAUGGGGGCAUUCAAAGACUUGAAACAGGAGCUUCGUGAUGAUAUGGCUAAGGAUAUUGAAGUGGUUCAAAAGGAUUAUGCUUCGUUAAAUCACACAAUUGUUGAUGUUUUGAAAAUUUUUGUGAAAUUAUACAAAGCCAUGAGUCCUCAGCUUUCUCAGUUGUCAACUCAACAAAUGAACAAUUUAACUAAGAUUACUUCUCAGUUAACUGAGUUGAAGGGGUUGCUCAUGAAGUCCAGUUCUUCUUCGUUAAUCACUCCUGAAUUUUUAUCCUAA